CGGGCCCGCCUCCUCCGGGCGAGGGAGUCCGCUCCUAACUUUGUUUAUGGGACAGUCCGGGAGCCGCGGCGGCCGCGCUGUCUGCGUCUCCUCCGCCUCCUGCCGCGCAGCGCGAGCGCCGGGGGCCGGUGCGGGGCAUGUGAGACGCCGGGCCCCGAGUCGGGAUCUGCCAGCCCGGCCCCGGCCACAGCCCCGCCAGCCCGGGAGGCGCCCGAGCCACUGAGGCCCGACGGCGAGCGCGCCCCGACUCGGCCCCGCCGCGCGCCCAGAAGAUGAAUCCGGCCUCGGUGCCCCCUGCGCUCCCGCCCCCCGGGCAGCAAGUGAUCCACGUCACGCAGGACCUCGACACGGACCUCGAAGCCCUCUUCAACUCGGUCAUGAACCCCAAGCCCAGCUCGUGGCGGAAGAAGAUCCUGCCCGAGUCCUUCUUCAAGGAGCCCGACUCCGGCUCGCACUCGCGCCAGUCGAGCACCGACUCGUCGGGCGGCCACGCGGGGCCCCGGCUGGCCAGCGGCGCCCAGCACGUCCGCUCGCACUCGUCGCCCGCGUCCCUGCAGCUGGGCCCGGGCGCGGGGGCCGCGGGCAGCCCCGCGCAGCAGCACGCGCACCUCCGCCAGCAGUCGUACGACGUGACCGACGAGCUGCCGCUGCCCCCGGGCUGGGAGAUGACCUUCACGGCCACUGGCCAGAGGUACUUCCUCAAUCACAUAGAAAAAAUCACCACAUGGCAAGACCCUAGGAAGGCGAUGAAUCAGUCCCUGAAUCCUAUGAACCUCCACCCUGCUGCCACUUCCACCCCAGCAUCCCAGAGGUCCAUGGCCGUGUCGCAGCCGAAUCUCGGGCCUGCUUUUCAAGACAAGAUGGAAAAUCUUGUCUGUGCUCAGUUUGUGAUGAAUCACCAGCACCAGCAGCAAAUGGCACCCACUAACCUGAGCCAGCAGAACCACCCUACCCAGAACCCACCAGCAGGGCUCAUGAGCAUGCCCAAUGCUCUGACCACUCAACAGCAGCAGCAGCAGAAGCUCCGGCUUCAGAGGAUCCAGAUGGAGAGAGAGCGGAUCAGAAUGCGUCAAGAGGAGCUCAUGAGGCAGGAAGCCGCCCUCUGUAGACAGCUCCCCAUGGAAGCCGAGACUCUGGCCACCGUUCAGGCUGCUGUCAACCCGCCAGCCAUGACCCCAGACAUGAGAUCCAUCACUAAUAAUAGCUCUGAUCCUUUCCUCAAUGGGGGGCCCUAUCACUCAAGGGAGCAGAGCACUGACAGUGGCCUGGGGUUAGGGUGCUACAGUGUCCCGACGACUCCAGAGGACUUCCUCAGCAACGUGGACGAGAUGGACACAGGAGAAAACGCAGGACAGACACCCAUGAACAUCAAUCCUCAGCAGACCCGUUUCCCGGAUUUUCUUGAUUGUCUCCCGGGAACAAAUGUUGACCUAGGAACUUUGGAAUCUGAAGAUCUGAUCCCCCUCUUCAAUGAUGUAGAGUCUGCUCUGAACAAAAGCGAGCCCUUUCUAACCUGGCUGUAAUCAAUACCAUUGUAACGUGGAUGCAGCCGUGACCUGACAUUUCCUGGGCCUCUUGGAAAAAGCAAUGGAGCAGAGUAAGUCUGCAGGUGUACCACUUUCUGCCUCCAUGACUCAAUGCUCCCUCCUUUCCAUGCGGCCAGUUUAAUCAUUGCCUGGAUUUGAUUGACAGUAACUUAAGUUAAACGCAAAUGAAUGCUCUAUUUUCAUUUUCUUCAGGCCUGCAUCCCUGUGAUGGGCUAUAUGCAAGAAUUGCUUCUGCAGAACUGAGAAUGCAGAAUUGCUUCUCUGUUUUUCUCUCUGCUGCCCCAUAACUAAGCUUUAGGGGUGUUAGUUGAAAUUUGUGCAUCCAUUGAUUAUAAACCAUAAAAAGCCGACCACAGGCAGUGACUUGUGACAGGCAGCUCGGUCCAGGAAAUGUACAUGAAAUUAGACCUGAUUUUCAGUUUUAAAAACUGUAUUAAUGACAGUAGUACCAAAUGCUUUAAAAAUAUUUAACGUGAGCUUUAAAAAUCAUUGUAUGGAUAGUAAAUCUCUGCUGUAUGGAAUACAAUGUAGUUUUGAAUCCAUGCUGGUUCUGAUGGUUCUUUUACUCUGUAUCUGCAAAGGCACACAUGGUCUAUUGUAGUUUGGCCUUCCUCAUUACUUUACUGCGUAGUGUCUAGACAACUCUUCCUUCCAGCAGGAGAGGAGCAGGAACCUGAGUCACAGUUCCUACACUUACAGAUCUUAUGAAAGAGACCAGUUUGGUACUAAUUAUGAGCAUUUGUUAAACAAAACUUUUAUUUUUUAAUUACAAGUUGGAUUUUUUCAAAAAAUUGCAGCUUAGAGUUUGAUGUUUAUUUUAUAAAGCUUUGUAGCUGAUGACAAAGGGCAGCCAAAUAUUUUUGAUCAAUCAGUGGCAACUGUAUUUUUGUCUUUUGAAAACUGUUCUGAAAACAUCAGGACAACAUAGCUUCCAGCCUGACAGCACACACAGUAAACUGUUGCUUUUUAAAUGCUGAAGCCUUAUCAGUUUUGCUUUCCAGAUUUCAAGUGUUUAAAAUACUCUUAUCUAUGAAACUGAAGGAUGAAGCAGAUCUCUGACUGACGUUUAAAAAAAAAAAAAACCCUCUGAGGGGUGUAUGGUGGAGACACGUGUUUCUGAAUUCAGCAAAAUUGAUUCCUAAGUAUGUUAUCCUAACCGUGUUUGCUACAGUUGGUAUAAAAAGGCAUGAAAUAUGUACUCAAUACCUCUUAUGUAACCAAAAACAUUUUUUUUUUAUUAGCUUUUAAGGACUGAGAGAGAGCAUCAGGUUCCCCCAGGCAUGCAACUCUGUCUGCAUUGCCAAUGAAGUCCUCGAUUGUUUAAUAUUUUGAACUGACAUUAUUUAUAAUCUAUGAAUUUAAUAUCUUUUUGGAAAGACAUGAAUAGUUCAGGUCUCUGAGAGGAACCUUCAAUUCCCAAGGGGGCUUAGAUCUAUUGGGGAAUCCUAAGUAAGAUCCUCUUCAAUCUACCAGAACAUAGACAGGCAGAAAAUAUUUUUAAUCUUGUUGGAAAGAAGGCAAGUGAAAAGGUCAGAGAUGAGGUAGUCAAGUCACGGUAUGCAGUGGAAGGAUACUAGUUGUGAAAUGGAAACAGACAAGUGAUAGUCCCCCACAAGCAAGACAAGCAGGAGGUAGGAGAGGUGCCCAAAAGAACAAAGCAACAAGUUCCUACAACUUUUAUACCAAAAGACUGUUGUGGAAGAAAGGGCUUUGGUGCACUUUAUAUGGAAGAAGGGAGGGGCAGGGCUGGUGUUGCCCUGAGCAUGUCUGUGGACAAGAGCAUAAGCCUGCUGUUGCUUCCAACACAAUGAAGUGAUUUUUUUUUUUUCCUGAAGGACCCAUAGUUUCUGUUCCUGACUCCUUUUCUCUCCCUGAGCGCUCUGAGAGAGAGGGGGGUGGAUGUUUAUGUUGCUACUAAAUUGAAGGGAGCACUAUUUCUUUUUCUCUUUUAUGAGCAAUAAUUGCAAAAAGAGUUGUACAUUCUUUCUAAGAAAAACAAAAAACAAGGGACCUAACAAAACUGAGCAGUGUUACUGUAUUUUUUAAAAAUAUUUUUAUAGACUCCUUUUCAGGUUAUUAAGUGUAAAAGAAACGGAUACCCCUCUUUUUUUAAAGUAGCUAAAACAUCGGUGAUUUGUAUUAUCAAUUUUUAGAAGUAAUUUCCUAGUAAGCUUGUGGCAUUAGAAAAUACUAGAAGAUUUUUUUUUAGUGAAAUUAGUUGAAACAUUUAUUAAUGAACAUAACAAAUAUUUUUCCAGAAUUGAAUAUGAACCAUGACUGCGUGUUUACUAAUAGACAAAGCCAGAUGUAAUUUUUUUGUUUUGUUUUUAAGGCCAAUAAAAUAAUGGCCUUCAUUAAAGAACACUAAAGCUAGAAAUCUAAAAGUAAGAACAACUUUUUAAAGGUUUUUUUUUUUUUCCUAUCAUUGUAAGUGUUAAGAGCCCUACAGAAUCCAUGAUAAGGUGCUAUUUAUAUUUCUUAUUAGAAUAAGAACUGCCAGCAUAUCUAGUCUUCUUAGUCCUCCAUCAGUAAAUGUCAACAUUUCAUCCAUUUGCUGUGCCACAGAAAAGGCAUAUUAAAAAUUUGAAGUGGAAAACUCAUUGCCGAGAUCUUUCUUACAUGGUAUUGUUUUCCUGAUAAAACAAUUUUCUUGAAGUGAAUACAUCGUCAAAACCGAUUUGCAAUUCUCCUAAACCCGAGGAAUUGUUCGUGUUUCACCGGAAUAUUUAGGAUGUGAAAGGCAGUUUCUUUCACUGAUGGGACAACAGGUGGGAAGCGCACAAAGCCUGUAGCGUCCCAGGCCUGAUAGAAGCGCUCUCUGUGGAAGACAGUGAGAGAAGUGUUGCUAAUUUUAAGUGGUGUUCUUAUGACAUGAUUAGAAAGUAACUUCUAAAGGACAACUUUUAUGGAAAAAAUAAGCUGUUAAAAAAAAAAGGAAAUGUAGAUUAAUUUAAUUGGGGAAAAUGGGCGAUUGAUGGAGACCGUUUCCCUAACACACUACAUCAUUUAUGUGCUAGUACUUUAACUUUUUAAGAAAAUGUACUUCUACGUUUUGUACUCUGACAUAUGUGUGUUUAUUUUUUAAUUGAGAAUGCUCUGCCUCCAGAAGGCAUGCAGCCAAAUCAAUCCUAUCAAACCAUUUUACCUGGAGUUUGGUACUGGUUUUUACUUCUCUGAUUCUGUAUAAGAAAAAUAAAUACAAUUGAAUUUCCACUUGGA
This is a messenger RNA of Nyctereutes procyonoides (raccoon dog), 4766 nucleotides long. It is a transcript of the gene WWTR1, whose product is annotated as WW domain containing transcription regulator 1. The coding region runs from base 273 to 1523 and encodes 416 amino acids. The transcript is spliced from 8 exons. The record is from RefSeq and is a predicted model, not a curated record. Gene Ontology annotation, cellular component: cytoplasm; nucleus. NCBI's taxonomy places the organism in Eukaryota, Metazoa, Chordata, Mammalia, Carnivora, Canidae. Gene Ontology annotation, molecular function: transcription coactivator activity; protein binding; transcription corepressor activity. Gene Ontology annotation, biological process: hippo signaling; positive regulation of transcription by RNA polymerase II.